CGUUCCAUUCCACCAUUGAUUUCUCUUUUGUUCUCUUCUUUCUUUCUCUAGAAGACGAGCAAACCAUCUCCAUUGGUGUUCCAAAUUCCAAACCCCGACCCCGAGGCAAAGGAAAGGCACCGCACCCGGCACCCACCUCGAUCCUUCGCUACAAAUCGCCCAAGGAUCCCACGCCCUGCUCGAUCCCCCACCCCGAACCCAUCAACCGUCCGCCAUGAUCCAGCUCCUCUUCACCGUGCUGGCCGCGGAGGCCGGCCUGGCCACCGUGCUGCUCUUCAAGACGCCGCUGCGGAAGCUGGCGAUGCUCGCGCUCGACCGCCUCAAGCGCGGGCGAGGCCCCGUCAUGGUGCGCACCGUCGCCGCCACCGUCCUCGUCGUGCUCGCGUCCAGCCUCCACAGCAUGGCCAAGAUCCACGGCCACGCCGGCGCCGGCGAGCUCGACGCACCCGGGGCGCUCACCCCCACCGACCAGGUCCUCCUCGCCCGCCACAUGCUCGAGGCAUCCCUCAUGGGAUACUCCUUAUUCCUUGCUCUCGUCAUUGACCGGCUGCACAACUACAUCAGAGAAAUGCGCGGGCUAAAGAAGAACCUGGAAGCUGUGUCUAAGCAGAACAAGUCAUUACAAGAAGCAAAGUUUGGAAGCUCUGAUGAUGAUGAGAGCAAGCCACACCAGAAAGAUAUUGCUUCGCUGAAUGAGGAGAUUAAGAAGCUGAAGCUGAAACUGAAAGAAAAGAAGGGGGAGGUCAAGGAUGCAGAGGCCAAAGCCCUAGCUGCCAAAACACAUUCGGAAGGUCUAACGCUCAAGUAUGACCGCCUGCUGGAGGACAACAAGCAUCUCCUUGACCAGGUGCAGUCAGGAGACAUCGCGGUGUCGGGCAAGAAAAAUACUUGACGAUGAGGUUGUUCUUGAGAAACUCCGGGAAGCCUGAAGAGAACUGAUACAUGAAUAGGACGUCAGUUAGUGAUAAUCCACCUGAGUAGUACCAUCUUUACAUAAAUGCUCUGGUGUAGUGGUGCUUGCUGGGUAUCAUAACUAAAAAUAUCGCUCAACCUCUUACAAACAUCUGAGUAGCUGCCGAUUGUUCAUCUGUACAUAUCUGAUGGGUCUAGAUGUUCGACUGAAUGUCUGGUCAAAGUCGUAGCUAGAACAUUAACUGCCUUGUCUCAGACAAAAUUGGCUGCUGAUCAUUGAACUCUAGUUAUGUUACCAUGAGCCCGUCGAAACAUAAAGAAAUGGUCAUUGAUCUC
This is a messenger RNA of Lolium perenne, 1248 nucleotides long. RefSeq lists its product as uncharacterized. Gene Ontology annotation, cellular component: endoplasmic reticulum; endoplasmic reticulum membrane. Lineage: Eukaryota; Viridiplantae; Streptophyta; Magnoliopsida; Poales; Poaceae. The record is from RefSeq and is a predicted model, not a curated record. Gene Ontology annotation, biological process: intracellular protein transport; endoplasmic reticulum to Golgi vesicle-mediated transport.